Molecule: messenger RNA, 480 nt
Organism: Lithohypha guttulata
Lineage: Eukaryota; Fungi; Ascomycota; Eurotiomycetes; Chaetothyriales; Trichomeriaceae
Exons: 2
Coding region: 1-480 (159 amino acids)
Biological process (GO): proteasome assembly
Source: RefSeq, a predicted model, not a curated record
AUGGGCCUCGCAACAUACACAAUGGAAGAAGACCCAACACAAGUGACCCUACCAUACCCAGCACAAACCCGCCAAGCCUCUGCUACCAUCAACGACACCCUCACAAACAUCACCUCGAUGUCCUUCUCCGACAAAAUCAUGAUCACCAUCACACAAAACGGCAGAUUAGGUCAAUGGGUCUCCGUCCCCCUCCUCGCCGACAACCCAACCACAUCCGAUCCACAUUUCAACCUUGCACAAGCAGGGAACGAAGACAGUUUAUUACCCGUCACGCGCUUUCAACCACGUGUACUCCUCGGUGCCGGUGGUAACGAGCGAGAGACGCAGGCUCAGCUCUAUGCUAGUCAGGUGGCGAGUCUGAUUACUACGAAGGACCCGAGUGAGACACGAGUGCUGAUGCUGGGGCUGGGUCUGGCGAAGGUCGAUCUGAGCAGAGAGACGUUUCUGGAGAUUUUGGAUCUAGUCACGAAGGUUUUGUGA